UAUUACGGUGACGUCGCACGGCGGCUUCCGGCGCGGUUUGUGUUCCUUAAACCAUUCAUUUGUCCAAAAUAAAGUUGUAUAUCCUCGUUUAUUCGACCCGAAACCUACAUUAAAAAAGCUGCAAUGGUUUCUCUGAAGCGAGAAAGAGAAGAUGAGUUGGACGACGACGACGACGAGGAUGACGGAGUGCCAGUCAAAAUAGGACGAGGACGUGUAGUAGAGGAUCGAAGAAGCCGACACUGUCCAUAUCUUGACACCAUAAACAGGAGUGUGUUGGACUUUGACUUUGAGAAGCUGUGCUCCAUCUCUCUUUCCCACAUCAACGUGUAUGCCUGUCUUAUAUGUGGGAAGUACUUCCAGGGUCGAGGUCUGAAAUCCCACGCAUACACCCACAGUGUCCAAUUCACUCACCACGUGUUCCUCAAUCUGCACACACUCAAGUUUUACUGUCUGCCGGACAACUAUGAGAUCAUUGACUCGUCAUUAGAGGACAUCACGUAUGUGCUGAAGCCAACGUUCACCAAGCAGCACAUUUCAGGUCUGGACAAGCAGGGCAAACUUUACCGAGCGUACGAUGGAACAACCUACCUGCCAGGGAUUGUUGGCCUCAACAACAUCAAAGCCAAUGACUAUGCCAACGUGGUCUUGCAGGCCUUUUCCAACGUUCCACCUCUGCGGAACUACUUUCUGGAGGAAGAAAAUUACAGAGGGAUCCGCAGACCACCGGGGGACAUCAUGUUUCUCUUGGUGCAGCGCUUUGGUGAGCUGAUGCGCAAACUUUGGAAUCCCAGGAACUUCAAGGCCCACGUGUCUCCCCAUGAGAUGCUCCAGGCUGUUGUGCUCUGCAGCAAGAAGAACUUCCAAAUCACCAAGCAAGGCGACGCUGUGGACUUUAUGACUUGGUUUUUAAAUGCUCUCCACGGUGCUCUUGGAGGCACAAAGAAAAAGCCAACGAUCAUUACAAAAGCAUUUCAAGGCUCCAUGCGGAUUUUCUCCAAGAAACUACCACACCCAGAUUUGACGCCAGAGGAAAAGGAUGCGCUGCUCCUGACCGAGGAGUACCAGGAGCAGAUGUCUGAGUCUACGUUCUUAUUCUUAACGCUUGACCUUCCGACUGCCCCCUUGUACAAGGAUGAGAAGGAGCAGCUUAUUAUCCCUCAAGUGCCUCUCUUCAACAUCCUAUCGAAGUUCAACGGCGGGACAGAGAAGGAGUACAAAACAUACAAGGAAAACUUCCUGAAAAGGUUCCAGCUGACCAAACUUCCACCGUACCUCAUUUUUUGCAUCAAAAGGUUCACAAAGAAUAACUUUUUUGUUGAAAAGAACCCCACCAUCGUCAACUUCCCCAUCACGAAUGUAGACCUUCGUGAGUACUUGACAGAAGAAGCCCAAGUCACAGAGAAGAACACAACUUAUGACCUUGUUGCUAACGUUGUGCAUGAUGGGAAACCAACUGAAGGAGCCUACAGAAUACAUGUCCUGCAUCAUGGAACUGGGAAGUGGUACGAGAUGCAAGACCUGCAAGUGAUUGACAUUCUACCCCAGAUGAUUACACUAUCAGAGGCCUACAUCCAGAUUUGGAAGCGACAGGGGAGUGAUAAGGACACAAACAACCACACAGGCGCGUAGUGGUCAAAAGAAGCAUCACGAGGCAAACAGGACAUUUUUUAGUUGCAUACACAAAAAAAUCUCAAUCAUCUACUUUUUUUUUUCUCCAGUUUGUAUUUUUAUUGUGUAAAAGUUUUUAAAUAAACAUGC
This is a messenger RNA of Dunckerocampus dactyliophorus (ringed pipefish), 1758 nucleotides long. It is a transcript of the gene usp39, whose product is annotated as ubiquitin specific peptidase 39. Bases 124 to 1629 code for a protein of 501 amino acids. Gene Ontology annotation, molecular function: cysteine-type deubiquitinase activity; zinc ion binding. Gene Ontology annotation, biological process: spliceosomal complex assembly; mRNA processing; protein deubiquitination. NCBI's taxonomy places the organism in Eukaryota, Metazoa, Chordata, Actinopteri, Syngnathiformes, Syngnathidae. The transcript has 13 exons. The record is from RefSeq and is a predicted model, not a curated record.